Trichoderma citrinoviride is the source of this 1764-nucleotide messenger RNA. RefSeq lists its product as hypothetical. The transcript has 2 exons. Bases 1 to 1764 code for a protein of 587 amino acids. NCBI's taxonomy places the organism in Eukaryota, Fungi, Ascomycota, Sordariomycetes, Hypocreales, Hypocreaceae. The record is from RefSeq and is a predicted model, not a curated record.
AUGAGCGACAACCGCAUCGCCCGAGGCAACACGCCGUCCGGGGCGCUCGACCAUGUCCUCCAGCCAGAUACGCCUCGCAGCGAGAUGGAGUCGCGGCUAUGGAUCGUCGACCGCAUCCUCGAGCCCCAGACGCUCCCGCACUUUCUCGAGUCCACCAUGUUCGGCACCUUGCCCGACGGCAGCCGGUCCUCGUUCCCGCCCCUGUCGGAAGAGAUUGUAAUGCUAAUACAGCAGCCGCUGGCGGCGUGGGCGCCGCCUCCGUUUGAUGCCAGCCACGAGAUUCCCAUGCAGCAGAUUGCGAUGCGCGUCGGCUCUCACGAGGACGCGGACCGGCUGGUGCCCAUUACGAAGGAGCUUCACGCGAUGAAGUCGAGGGUGUGGGAGGGCAUCAUGCCGCUUUCUGAGAGGCGGUGGGAGGAGCUGGGGCUCAGUUCUCCGGACAGGUUUCACGAGGCCUGCCAGUACCUUUGCGCUGUGACGAAUACGUUUCAUUAUUUAAAUCUGCCGCCGAUUAAGCAUGCGCUGAGGGAGACGUAUAAUCUCAUCUGGGGACAUUUGAAGGACUUUGAGGAUGCGGUGAAUGCGAAGAAUCGGUUGGAAGGCCAGCCGGAGGUGCAGAUUGCGGCUCGAUGGCAUGACUAUAUCAAGGCGCACUACAAGUUCAUCUCGGAGCGGUCUCACCGUUGGGUAACCGACAGCAUCGACCGGCUUCGCGGCCCGAUUCUGGAGGAGCUCGCGAACGUUUCUUCAACGCCCGAGUUCAGCUCGCAGCAAUGGAUGCUGACGGACAAGCUCCACGAUCUGCUGGAGAACGGGGCUCAAGCGGACUCGGGCAUCUUCCUGCCCAUGGACGGAUACGAGGGAUCAGGCCUCGCCGCUCAGGACGAUGCGCCGCCGCGUCCGGAUGCCGCUGAGCCGUACCGCAAGGAGCCCAUCUCCUUCUCGGCAAACACGCACGCUCGAAAGGGCGAUUACUACUUGAGACUAAAGUAUCUGUCGCGCACCGAGGUGUGGCUCGGCCAGGAGCGCGGGGGGAUGGACGUCCCGCCUGGGUUGCCGACUGGCUUCGAGGUGCUGUCGGAUACUGCGCGGACGGCGCAGUGCCAGGUGAGGGCCCAGGAGCAGGCGAGGCGGGAGCUGAGAGGAGAGCCUGUGGCUCUUGAGCAGGAGCUGUGGGUGACGAAGGCGAACGAGUAUCUUGGGACAGAGACGAACUUUGAGUGGGGAUACGUUGCGUAUCGGUUGUCGCAUGAGCAUACGGAUGAGGAGUGGGAGGCUUUUAAGGGCAAGUUUGAGGAGGAUGUGCAGGAUUGGGGGAGGGGGUUGAAGGGGGCGGAGGUGAUUAGGGAACGGUCCAAGGUUUACUGGAGAGAUGCGAGGGAUCUUGGUGUUGCGGACGGAGAUGUCGAUGCCCUCAGAACUCAUUUCCAAGCAAUCAGGGAGUCCGAGGACUUUCCAUCCGGCGUCCACACGGACAUUGUUCUGGCAGCCGACAAGGGCGUCAUCGACUCCUAUCUCCAGCCCACUCCGCAGCAAAAGGGCUUUGUGAUGGCCAUUGACGCAUACUACGACCCGAACGAGGUUGACGGGGACCGGGCGGCUGAGUCGCCGGGGUACACGGGCGUCGUGCGGGUGCUGGGGAGCCUGCUGUGGGAUGACCUGGGGCCGCUGGUGUUUAUGCAGACGCAGCAUUUGUUUGAGCUGUGGCCGCUUGCGAUGAGGCAUCCUUUGGGGGUGUAUGAGGGGCCUUUGGGGAGGAUAUAG